This is a messenger RNA of Homarus americanus (American lobster), 2581 nucleotides long. RefSeq lists its product as uncharacterized. The coding region runs from base 219 to 1484 and encodes 421 amino acids. Gene Ontology annotation, biological process: tRNA 5'-leader removal. Gene Ontology annotation, cellular component: fibrillar center; ribonuclease MRP complex; nucleolar ribonuclease P complex. The transcript has a single exon. NCBI's taxonomy places the organism in Eukaryota, Metazoa, Arthropoda, Malacostraca, Decapoda, Nephropidae. Gene Ontology annotation, molecular function: ribonuclease P RNA binding; ribonuclease P activity. The record is from RefSeq and is a predicted model, not a curated record.
UAGUUUUAGAAUUUAUGGAUUGAACCAUCUUUUUUCUAUUGAUAAUUGAUUAUAAUUAACUUCUCAAAUUAUGUAUACAGUAUUGUAUAUACAGUACAGUAUAUUGUUUGGAUAGAAUGUAAAACAUUUGUAAGAAUUGCCUUAAUUUUUUUUAUUCGACUCUUUCUGUAUAUUUACCUAUCAGGUGCCAUUGAAUCAGUAUUUCUUAUUUUUACAUCAUGACAACUCAAUCUAGCACAGCAAAAACACUGUCUAAAAUUCAACAGCAGAAGACAAUUAAGGGAGUUCAGAAACCUCGGAAAAAUGUUGUGAAAAAUACACUGGAAAGCCCAUUUGCUCUUGACUGGCCAGUUGUUAGUGCUGAGAAUAUAGGAGAAAUUAUCUCUCUCCUGGAAAAGAGUUGCAGUGGACUGAAGAAAGUCACCUGUAAACCACCAUGGAAGGAAGUGGCUAAAUAUAAAGGUGCUGGGAGGAAAGCUUUUCUAGAAAAGUAUCGACAGAAUUUUCAAGAAAACUUGGAUCCUGAGGUUCUUAACCAAAAUAGAGAGAGAGAAAAAUCAGUGUCUCACUUGAUAUUUGGUUAUAAUGCUGUUAUGAGAGCUCUAGAAAAAGAUAAUGUAGUUGGGAUUUUGGUGAAAAAGAAUGUAGAGCCUUUGUUUUUAGUGAAGACAUUCCUCCCCGGUUGUGCCAAUAAAAGUAUUCCUCUAAUUCCAUUAGACGACCUUGACAGUAUUUUGAAAAAUGAAAAAACCUUGGCACUAUCACAUGCAUGUAUGGUACUUGGGCUGAAACCUUCUGUCAAGGAUAAGAGUAAUAGAUUUCAUUCAUUGUUUGCCAAGAUGUGUGAAGCUGUUCAGGUAGACACAAAAAAUGAUUCAGAUGAAGAUCUUGAAGAAAAUAUGGACUGCAGCAUGAAGGAUCCCAUUAUUGACGAUAAAGAGAAGAAUAAUACCUGCACAUCCAGUUGUUACCUAACUCAAGAACAAAUCAAGUCUUAUCACUUGAAACGAGCUGAUAAUAGCAAACGAGCAUUUGUUCCUGGAGGAAGUCAAGAACAGAUCAUUGAUGCUUUGGGCUUUGGAUCAGAUUUUAUAGAAUUCAGAUCUACUGAUAUGGAUGUCCCUUUCAACACAAACAAAUUACAGCUGUUUGAUAGAAAAACCACCAAAAGAUCUAAAGUGGAAAAUAAAAAAUCUGCCAAAGCACCAAAAAUAGAACCAAAAGAUGCUGAGCAACAAGAGGUGUGUUGUAGUGACCCAGAGGCCAUGGACAUCAACAGUAUGUUUUUCAUUGAUGACACGGGACAUGAAGAAGAACCACAUGUGAAAGAAGAGACUAUGAAGAAGGAAGAUAACACUGUAGACUUAGUAAAUACUGACAAUAUGAAAAACAAUGUGGAAAAAAAGAAGUCAAGUGGCCUUCCAUAUAUGUCAGCUAAAACCAAGAGGGUGAAAAACAACCCCAAUAGAAAGAGAAAAGAUUAGAAAUUUUAUAUAAAAGAAACUCAUUUUAAUUUUACCUAAAGUUGAAGAGUGCAGCAGCAAUUGGGUUAGUAAUUUGAUGUUUUAAUUAUUUAAACUUAAAUAUUUAAGUUGUACAGUACUGAAUUUAUGAGAAUUAUUGUUCUUGCUUAAAAGAUGGCCAUAUGUAGUCUAUUCUCUCAUAAGUCCAGUCACUAACAAUGUCCGUAUGUCAAGUAGUAGAGGCUGCAUUUGCACAUGGAACAACUCGUAAAGAAUUAUAUAUGCUGUGGCUUGGUUAUCAUAUAGCUGAAACAUUGUUACUUGCUUGCACUGGAGAACUGUGAAAAAGAUGAGGGUUGCUUUAACAAAUGCUGUAUGCAUAUAGUAUAGUAUAAUGUGAGGGAGAGACCAUGUGAAGCUUCAGAUAGUGUGAAUGUGGCUAACAAAAAAGUCCAAGGGCUUUUUAUCCAUCUUUUUACACCUUUGAUACUAAAUGUCCUCUGGGAAUAUUGCUUGAGAAAAUGGCCAUCAUUCAAGAACCUCAAACCUUCUUGGGACUUUUAUUUCAUGUGUGGAUUUAUGAAGAGAAUAGAAGAAACGAGGAUGGUGGAGAAUUGAUCAUAGGCUACUUUAGUGUAUGUUGGUCAAAAUUUUCACUGUCAUUUAUGAUGAAUUGUUAAGUCAUCUGAAUGGUCUGAUACAACAAUACAUUGUGGUCAAUAAACUAUUGUAUAAGCUGUCAGGUUUAAACAUUGCCUAAGAAAAUAGUCGUCAGUGGGACAAGGUGCGUUCAAUUUAGUUUUCCCAUUUCGUUUUAUAAUGGAUGCCUUUGUGGAAUUAGGGGAAGGUUAGAAUGAAUUUUGCUGAAAACUAACAUUGGAAAAAUAGUAGAAAUUAGUUAUCACACUGGCAAUUUUAUUAAUAAUUUAUCUUCACAGUAUUUAUGAAUGAUAGCACCGACACUUGUUAUUUUCUUCAAAUGUUCCAGUUAGUAGUUAGGUCACACAAUGCCUUUCAUUUAAAAUUCUAAAGUAAUAGUUAUUAAGCUAAUGCAAUAUUGAAUUUCUUUGAUAUUUUGUAGCUUUAACAAAUAAAUUUAUCAUGAUUCUUGAAGCACA